AUGGCAUCGACGAGCAGCACCGCCUACCUGCUGCCCCUGCCCGACAUCCACCCUGCACGCGAUACAGGAAGCAAGAUCCGCACCGUCGGACACGUCGUCGCCCUCUACGGCCGCAGCCACACCCACAGCCACAGCCACAGUGACGACCCCAACGAGGGCGCGACGGAAGCGAUCCUGACCUACGGCGGCGCCUCUUUACGCGUCGACCUCUCGCUCUGCAUCGACGGGGCGGGGGAUGGCGAUCAACGAGGUGGAUGGCGCAACUACCGGCAACAGCAGCAGCAGCAGCGGCAUGCUGCAUCCUCGGGCGGGGGGAGGGUGUACCCGCCCAAUCUAAAGGCAAGAGUCAUGUGCAUCGGCUACCUUGAACAGGCACCGUCCACGACGGUCGAGCAGCCCUCUCGAGACUGGGAGGAUACGGCGCACCUGGCGCAGCGCGCACCCGCACCGCACCCGGACCACGUGCUGCGUGCGCUCCUCAUCCGGGAACUCGAACACGACUUCGACAUCGACCUCUGGGCACACGCUGCCCGGUUGCGCUCGCAGUUUGAGUGGAAGCGCUCCACCACCGCCAGCAUCAGCGUCAGCGUCGACGCGGUGAAGCAGCAGCAGCAGCAGCAGCAGCCGUUGAGUCGCGACCCUCGACUCGGCUCCACAGAGGCCGUCGAGCGCCAACCCGGUCAGAUUCCAGGGCACAAGGAGACCGUCGAAGUCAUCGAACUCUCCGAUUGA
This is a messenger RNA of Pseudozyma flocculosa PF-1, 732 nucleotides long. RefSeq lists its product as uncharacterized. Lineage: Eukaryota; Fungi; Basidiomycota; Ustilaginomycetes; Ustilaginales; Ustilaginaceae. The record is from RefSeq and is a predicted model, not a curated record. The coding region runs from base 1 to 732 and encodes 243 amino acids. The transcript has 2 exons.